GCAACAUUGAUAUGAAAUGUCUAAAUCUCAUACUUCAAUACCCACUUCUUUGUCAUAAAAAAUCUAAUAUCCCAGGUCACACAUAGGUUCAAAAGUUCUGGAUCUAAAAAAUUGAGUUCUAAAGCUUUUGGGGUUUGAAGAUGGCUGAAGGGUAUCACGGAAUGGGGAACAAAAGCCACGAGUAUGCAUCAAAUUCCACCCAGGUUUUGGGUGCUGCAGCCCUGGUCACAUCUGGGGUAAUUUUGCUGUUUCUGGCAGGCCUAACUGCAGUGGCCCUGGUGCUUUUGGCCCCUGUAUUGGUCCUUUUAAGCCCCUUAUUGAUACCUGUAGGAGCCCUGCUCUUUGGGACAGUUGUUGGGCUUCUUUCCGCUGUCUAUUUUGGGCUGGCAUUAGUUUCUGGUGUUAGAUGGUUUUACAACUAUGUGAAUGGCAGGCGCCCUCCUGGCUCUGAUCGGGUAGACUAUGUGCGUAUGAGGGUAAUUGAUACAGCAAGCCAUGCGAAGGACUAUGCUUGGGGAUGUGGUGGGUAUUUGCAGGCGAAGCUGCGGCAUGCUGCCCCUGGAGCUUAAGGAAUACUUUUGUGUAUUGCAGAGCCCUGGUUGCAUAUAGAUCUGUCAUUUAUCUUUUGAUGGGGGAAAAGCAGAUGAUUGGAGCAUACUGGGGCAGCGGCACGCCCAUUUCAGGUAACUUCUCUUGGUUUUUGCAUCUGUUUCUUUUCAAUCCCAUUUCUGUGCAUUGCUCAGAACAGUGUCCUUUGAAGUUAUCCUAUAGAUCUUUGAAGUUAUCCUAUAGAUGUUAUUAUAAAUUCAUGGCUGAUGUGUUUAUGCUGGAGCAAGUUUUCCAGAUUAGAUUUGCAUCCCCUGUAUAUCUUGUUUAUCUUCUCUGUAUAGUAGUAUACAGGGGAUGACAGAGAAUAUUUCUUCUCAAGGUCUUUUCUACAUUGCUGAUACUGCUGAUAACAUUAUCUUUUGAAGUUAUCCUAUAGAUGACUUUAUGAAUUCAUAGUGGAUGUCUUUAUGUUGGACCAAUUUGUCUAGAGUAGAUUUGUAUCCGUGGAUAUCUCCUCUAUAUACAUGGCAUGACCAAAGACAUUUCUUCGCAAUCUCUUUUCUACAUUGCUCAGACCAGUAUCUUUUGAAGUUAUCCUAUAGAUGUGUCUAAUGAGUUCAUGGUGGAUGUCUUUACUCUGGACCAAUUUGUCUAGUAGAUUUGUAUCCCCUGUAUAUCUCUUCCAGAAGACAUUUCUUUUCAAUCUCUUUUCUUCAUUGCUCAGAACAGUAUCUUUUGAAGUUAUCCUAUAAGUAUUAUUGUGAACUCAUGGUGGAUGUCUUUAUGCUAGACCAAUUUUUGUAGAGUAGAUUUGAAUCUCCUUUGUAUACCGGGUAUGGCAGAGAACAUUCUUCUCAAUCUCUUUUCCACAUUGUGCUCAGAACUGUAUCUUUUGAAGUUAUUCUAUAGAUGUUUUUAAUGAAUUCAUGGUGUAUUUCUUUA
This is a messenger RNA of Cryptomeria japonica (Japanese cedar), 1491 nucleotides long. Its product is annotated as oleosin-like. The record is from RefSeq and is a predicted model, not a curated record. NCBI's taxonomy places the organism in Eukaryota, Viridiplantae, Streptophyta, Pinopsida, Cupressales, Cupressaceae. Gene Ontology annotation, biological process: lipid storage. The transcript has a single exon. Gene Ontology annotation, cellular component: monolayer-surrounded lipid storage body; membrane. Bases 141 to 569 code for a protein of 142 amino acids.